Messenger RNA from Pseudomassariella vexata, 1248 nucleotides. RefSeq names its product cell wall glycosyl hydrolase YteR. Lineage: Eukaryota; Fungi; Ascomycota; Sordariomycetes; Amphisphaeriales; Pseudomassariaceae. The transcript has a single exon. The record is from RefSeq and is a predicted model, not a curated record. Gene Ontology annotation, biological process: carbohydrate metabolic process. The coding region runs from base 1 to 1248 and encodes 415 amino acids.
AUGUCUCGACUGCUGGCACUAUUGGUUUCGGCAGCUUUGGUAGUAAACCCGGUUGCUGCCACCGGAGCGGUGGUGCUUCCUCGAGCAUGGUUAACAAUCCAGCCAAACGAGAUGAUCAUACCAGAUGAUGUUCAGGGCCGGCCCAGAUACCUGAGCUGGAUGGCCGACACCAUCAUCAAGAAAGGCGUUGCGCCCACCAACGCAUACACCACAUCGGCGGCGUACUCCGGGAUUCUCCUGGCGCAUAACCGAACCAGCGACGCCCGCUACUACGACUACGUGCGGUACCAGGUCGACGUGCUCCUGUACCCCACACAGGACGGGACGAUCGCGCUCUACAACGGCAGCCUGUCGCUCGACGACAUUCGCAUUGGUCACAGUUUCUUGGACAUGUACGAGUCAACAGGCGAAGGAAUUUACCUGGCGGCCGCCCAGCUGCUGCGGAAGCAAAUCAACGAAACUCCCAGGACGCCCGACGGCGGCUUCUACCAUCGCUACCCCACCUACGUGGACCAGAUGUGGCUCGACGGCAUCUACAUGGCCGAUGUUUUCUACGCCCGAUGGACAGCGCUCCUGGAACCUGACAACUUCACGGCGUGGGAUGACAUCGCCCUACAGUUCGAUUUGAUCAACGCCGGCACUACUUCAGACCCCGCUACCAAAGGACUACCGGUCCACGGCUUCGAUGCCAGCCGGACGCAGGUCUGGGCCGACCCCGAGACGGGUGCGGCGCCGCACGUGUGGGGCAGGGCGGUAGGCUGGUACAUUAUGGCGCUCGUCGAUACGCUCGACUACUUCCCCUCGUCGCACCCCGGCCGUGAGCGGCUCCUGGGGUAUCUAGGAAGUCUCGCGUCUGCCAUUGUAGAGGCACAGCAUCCCACGACCAAAGGGUGGUGGCUCGUCAUGACGCCCGGGUACGAGGGGAAGUGGGGGAACUACAUUGAGACUUCCGGCACGGCCAUGUUCGUCUACGGGCUUCUCAAGUCGGCCAGGCUAGGCUACAUCAAGGGGGAACGGUACUUGGCGUCUGCGCUGGAUGCUUAUGCACUGUUGACGGAGACGCUUUCCAUUCCGUCUGAGUCGGAUGGUGGUCUCAAUCUGCAGUGGACCGUCCAGACCGGCAGUUUAAGUUCCAACGGCACUUUCGAGUACUACGCCAGCAUGCCCGUGUUCGAGGAUGAUCUCAAGGGCGUCGCGCCAUUUUUGUUCUCGAGCUACGAGUACGAAUUGCUCAAAGAGGAGAUUUAA